Molecule: messenger RNA, 1504 nt
Organism: Phlebotomus argentipes
Lineage: Eukaryota; Metazoa; Arthropoda; Insecta; Diptera; Psychodidae
Product: high mobility group protein D-like
Exons: 3
Coding region: 144-479 (111 amino acids)
Molecular function (GO): transcription cis-regulatory region binding
Source: RefSeq, a predicted model, not a curated record
GAUUGGCCAGCAUCGAGAGACUUUCUUCAUACACGGCACGACGACGGAAAUCGCCUUGUACUGUUCACUUGACUCCGUGGUGCAGGAAAUUUGUGGUGUGUUUUUCGUGAAUUAAUAUCGGCGGAAAAUUAUUCUGAUCCAAGAUGUCUGAUAAGCCGAAGCGUCCUCUGUCUGCUUACAUGCUGUGGCUCAACGAGAACCGUGAGACCAUCAAGAAGGAGCAUCCGGGCAUUAAGGUGACCGAGAUCGCCAAGAAGGGUGGUGAGCUAUGGCGCAACAUGAAGGACAAGAGCGAGUGGGAGGCCAAGGCUGCCAAACAGAAGGAUGAGUACACGAAGCUCAUCAAGGAGUACGAGGCCAAUGGCGGAUCCACUGAGUCGGCUGGCAAAAAGCGCGGCAAGAGCUCAAAGAAGCCAGCCAAGAAGAGCAAAAAGAAGGAGUCCGAGGAAGAGGAGUCCGGUGAUGAUGAGAGCGAUUAAACUGAAGGACCUCUCUUCGCGCGACUCCCCCUUUUGGAUCAAUCUAUUUUAAAUAUUUAUUGACUUGGAGGCUUCUCGUAUCAUCUUUUUUUGUCUUAAGUUCUCUUCCCAUUUAGAAACAGGAAACUGUUCAUGAAUUGCGCAUCCUUGGAAAAUUGUAUUACAAAGAAAAGAAAGAUGAAGAAAAAAAAUAUGAAAUAGAUUGACAAAAGCUAAAGUCUGCCAAAUUUUUGAUAUGAAAUGAUUGAGAAAAACAUUCAGUGUAGUUCAACAACAGCAACAGCAUUCAAAGAGAAGCCUCAUUUUACAACAUACUGAAGGAUAAUUCUUUUAGACGUAAAUAAUCCCCCUUUUUAUAUAAUGUAAUUUCUUUUUGGAAGAAUUCACGAUCAACAAAUUCAUGGAUAAUCCCCUUAUUAGGUUCAUUUAGUAGCAAGAAAACAUUUCAUAUUGACUCGUGUACAGAGUACAGAAAUAAAAGUAAGUGAAAAAAGAUGGAAUAAAAAGGUAUAAUCUAUCAAUUUGUUGCGUCGAUCUUGAAAAUUCUAGUAAGAAAUACGUGUUCAUUCAAUUGCUACAAAUUACAUAAACAGAAAAGAGUAAGAUCCUACCUCUCUUUCGAGAAAAUAUAAACAAAAGAAAUGAGAAAUAAAUGUGUAAAGCGUAAUUUAUGUUUUGUCACAAGAUAAACUCAUCCCCUAAAUGCAUUAGUUUAAUGAAUGAAGAAAAAAAAAUCACAGGACUUCAGAGGAUUUGUGUAAAACGAAAGGACAGGAAACUUUUCUGUACCUGGUAUUUAGAAAUUAGGAUAUAAUUUUGUGUUUUUGCUCUAUAGUUUGUAUAAUUCAUAAAGAAAUAGUCGUUUAGUUCUUUCUUUCUGCAAUAAAGUAAGAUCAUUCCCUCAAAAACUUGGUGUUCCCUCGUCACAUAAACUCUGGAAGUCAGGAGAGCGAGUAAUAGCACAGAUUUUUCUUUGUAUGAAAAUUAAUUGAAUAAAUGGAGAUUUAUUACAAAUAGAAAAAAAA